This is a messenger RNA of Pollicipes pollicipes, 1844 nucleotides long. RefSeq lists its product as uncharacterized. The transcript is spliced from 6 exons. The record is from RefSeq and is a predicted model, not a curated record. The coding region runs from base 178 to 1104 and encodes 308 amino acids. Lineage: Eukaryota; Metazoa; Arthropoda; Thecostraca; Pollicipedomorpha; Pollicipedidae.
CGCUUGCUUUAAUUAUAGCUCUCGUGACGGACUCGAACACAUUCCUUGGGAUUCGUAAAUUCAUACACCGAAAAAUUAUCGGCAUGCCAUAGCUCAUCUAACUGUGCCCAUCUUCAGGGAACAAAGCGAUCAAUGCCUUAGCCUUAUUCAGCAGCAGGUCUGCGUUGACCACGAGUGAUGAUUCCACCAAUCACUAGCAUACUCCCCCUCUCUAUCGUGGGACUUUCUGUUUUCUGCCAUACUUGUGCUGCAUUUUAUUUCAACUCGGUUGACAGCGAUGACAAGGAAAUACUGAAACAGCCUUGGGGUCCCACCAUUGGCGUGAAACAAGCCAUCGUGAAUCCUGUACUUAUGGAAGUUAACGGCGGUGGAAAUACUCAAGUGGACACUGUCAGCGAACCCGAGACUGGUGGGAUAGAGGACUUCUUUCAUCCUAAACCAAACAUUACUCACCUGCCGGAGAUGAAAUGUGCGGGGGUACGCGACGAGCGGUACCGGUGCUGUCGCGUGUAUGACGACAUGGUGGAGGCCUGGUGGUGUCCCGAGAGUCGACCCUUCUGCUGCCAGCAGGAGACCGCAUGCGCCGUGUGCUGCACCGUCGACGAGAUGCGCGACCAGGAGAGCCGCCGGCUGCUGGGCGCGGGCGAUUGCCGCCAGAGGUCUUCCGUCGUCCAUCCUCAACCGCCGUCGCCGCCGGUCGAUGACGAAAGCUGGUUCUGGAACGGCAUGAAGGCGGCCUGGUUGACGAUGGUGGGAGUGCUGCUGGCCUCCCUUUGCUGCACGUGCGUCGCUCACAAAUGCAUCACGUACCUUGUCAGCGUCAUUAACGACGAUAGCGAGGACCUGGAGGAGGAGUACCUGGCGUACCACUUCGACAACAUGACACUGGUGGGCGGUGAGGACCACCCGACGGGCCAGCCUACCGCCAACAGGAGCCAGCUGCCGCCCAAGUACUCCGACAUCAACUUCAUGCCGGUCCAGCCAGAGGUGGCCGCCAGCAGACAGACGCCGGCCGAGCCUCCGCCGGUGUACACCAGCGACGUGGAGCCAGAGACGGCCGACCCCGGGCCGCCGCCGCGACCUGCCCCGCCCAACGAAGUCUGAAGCGUCGCGCUCUCCCCUGCCCCGCACACUACCCCAGCGACGGCACACCGAAGGGGAGCAUUCCACCGAACGAAGCACCGCACCCUUCCCGUCCCCUCCCCCUCACCGAUGACAGACCGGAGAGACUAGCCCGCCGAGCAAGGUCUGAAGCAGCGUGCGUUUCUCUGUCUGCCUUGACCCCCCACCUCAAGAAUACUGUACGUGCAUCAGUAACAAAGUCCCAAACAUGUGGCUCUUCGGAUCUCCGAGCUCCUCGUUUAACGUGCGCCGCCACGAACACAGAAAAAUUGCAUGCUCCUUCCCUCCUCCAUGCCAUUAUUGUGCAAGCGUAGCGAAGGCGUGUCACCAGCAGAAACUCCAUCCAGGCUAGAUCUAAAUCACGUCCUUCUGAGUCCCAUUACUUCCCGAGUUAGCCUCCGCGGACACUCGCUAUUUCAAACAAGGCCUGAAAGUCGGUCACCUCAGGUUUCCUUCUUUGAAGGCAUCUCGCCGAAACAUGUCUCACACGAGGUUUUCAGUCUGAACAAAACCUGAAGAGUAACGUGUGUGAUCUGCGCCUGCCGACCCCUCCCAGCGCAUUGGAACACGGACGCACGCACUGAACGGAAGAGGCUCCGAGAGCCGUUUGGAACCCCCUGUAGAGGGUGGUUUAAUCAAUGUCACGAUGUCAAUUUUUGACGCUGAGCGGUUGUCAAAAGGGCGAAAUCGAUAAACUGGUCAAUAAAUGGCUAUAAACGUGA